AUGUUGCGGAAGCUGCUAUGUUUCUAUCAUGUGGAAGGCGGUGAUGGGAGGAAGCAUGUCGAUGGCCGGGGGCAGUGUCACGCGUUCCGCUGCGGCCAGAACGCCGGUGAUUAUGGGAAGGAUGUAUCAAGCUCUCGAACGGAGAGGGAAAUGCGGGUCAGCGCGGAGAAGGGACGGAGGGACUGCUCCUGCUCCUUGUGGUCCUCCUGCCUGGCUGGGCUGCUUCCGAGGGGAGGCGAAGGUGGAGAUGCAGCCGCGCAGACCGAGCGGCCUCGGAGAAGGAGGGGGAAGAGGCGGCAAGGGUGUUGUAUCGAGGGGAAGACGAAAAACAAAGCCUCCAGUGGUGAGAAUGGGGCCAUGCUGACAGAGGUGUCGCGAAACAGCACCCUCGUCGGGGGCGAUGAGCACGGCGUUCGGCGGUACAGUGAGAAAGAGAAGCAGUUGGGGGUGGAAGUUAGCCAAGUUCCGUCUUCACCGGCGACGCGAGCUCCGCCAAUUGCCUUCCAUUAUCCGAUCUGGAACGGGCAACGCACAUUCGAUCCGACCGUGGCCGAGGCGCAGAUCGCGUGUGGUCAGAGGCUGGUGUGGGCAGAUCCAUAA
This is a messenger RNA of Thermothelomyces thermophilus ATCC 42464, 600 nucleotides long. RefSeq lists its product as uncharacterized. The transcript is spliced from 2 exons. The coding region runs from base 1 to 600 and encodes 199 amino acids. NCBI's taxonomy places the organism in Eukaryota, Fungi, Ascomycota, Sordariomycetes, Sordariales, Chaetomiaceae. The record is from RefSeq and is a predicted model, not a curated record.